Macrosteles quadrilineatus (aster leafhopper) is the source of this 1596-nucleotide messenger RNA. Its product is annotated as kelch-like protein 10. The transcript has 10 exons. The coding region runs from base 1 to 1320 and encodes 439 amino acids. The record is from RefSeq and is a predicted model, not a curated record. Lineage: Eukaryota; Metazoa; Arthropoda; Insecta; Hemiptera; Cicadellidae. Gene Ontology annotation, molecular function: protein binding.
AUGGUCCUGGUGAAGGUGUGGCAGUUUGGAUGGGAUCAGAUGGAGGAGCUCAUGAAUUCUUCUGAGUUUCUCACCCUGACUGCUGACGAGCUUAGUGAGCUUCUCAGUGCAGACGAGCUCAACGUAAAACAGGAGGAGGUAGUUUUUGAAGCAAUCGAUCGCUGGAUUCGAAACGACCCAGAGUCAAGACGUCAUAACCUUGCUCAACUCCUGAGAUCCAUCCGCUUUGCCCUUUUGUCUGGGGAAUUCUACAAUCAGCGAAUCAAAAACUACCCUUACAACACCGAGGAGAGUCUAGACUUGCUGCUGACGAUUGACACUCUGUUCGACAGUGAAAACGACUCGUUUUACUUCUACUGCCAUCACAGGCCGAGGAUACCAAACGAGGUUGUCUUCACCAUUGGCGGUUGGUCGGACGGAUAUCCUACAGAUGCUAUUGAAACGUAUGACAAAAGAUCAGACAGUUGGUACUUGUCGCACAUGAAGGACCAGAAGAUCAGGGCGUACCACGGUGUGGUCGUGUUGGACAAACUGAUCUACAUCAUCGGGGGGUUCAACGGUUCCGAGUACUUCAGCACGAUGCACUGCUACGACCCGGUCACAUACAAGUGGACUGAGAAGGCAUGCAUGCACGAUGUACGCUGUUACAUAAGCGUGGCUACUCUUGGUGGUGAGAUCUACGCCAUCGGAGGGUACAACGGCCGCACUAGGCUAAACACUGCGGAGAAAUACAACCCAUUGAUCAAUCAGUGGACCAUGAUAGCACCCCUGAACAAGAUCAGAUCCGAUGCCAGCGCCGCUUCUCUGUUCGGGAAGAUUUACGUGGCUGGAGGGUUUGAUGGAGGCGAGGUGAUGCGCUCAGCGGAAGUCUACACUCCGGAAAGCGACAGCUGGCUCUUCGUAGACUACAUGACAGUGCCUCGGUCAGGUGUUAAUCUCAUCUCUCACGGAAGCUAUAUCUACGCUCUCGGGGGAUACGAUGGAGUUAACAGACUUUACUCAUGUGAACGUUACAACCCGGUCUACAACAGAUGGGACCAGAUAGCAGACAUGCAGAAUCCGAGAAGUAACCUGUCCAGUGUCAUAGUGGACAAUUCAAUUCUUGUCAUCGGUGGCUUUGAUGGUACCUCCACAGUGGCUUGUACGGAGUUUUACAACCAGGAGGAAGACAAGUGGUUUGAAAGCGCGUCUAUGAACAUCAACAAAUCGGCGCUAGCAGCGUGCGUGGUCCGAGGUCUGCCCAACGCAAAGAGCUACACAUUCCUGGGUAUCGGAGUCGACCCUGCAGUGGAGUCAGCCGGUGGAUCAAAAUGUGACUAAGGAGCUGCUUUUCCCAAAAAAAGACUAAAAAUUCCUCCCAAUAUACAUCAUUGUUUGUGAUAUAUUUAAUUUAAAUUCCAUAGCAAAUAAGUACUUCUGUAAGUGCUGUAGACAAAAACAUCAUUUUCCCCAAAUGUUAUAGUAGUUCAAAAUUAUUCUUAUUAGUAGACAUCAGUAGAAAUUAUGUAUACUGUUAAUAUAAUUAAUAUAAGAAAUUUAAAAUCUGUAAAAAAUAGAAUUUCUACACUUGUAUACUAGUAAUAUUUUAAUGAAAUA